Lachancea nothofagi CBS 11611 is the source of this 1224-nucleotide messenger RNA. Lineage: Eukaryota; Fungi; Ascomycota; Saccharomycetes; Saccharomycetales; Saccharomycetaceae. The record is from the annotation of a GenBank genome assembly.
AUGGGUGGCGAGGCUGAUAGCGUGCAAUCUUCCGAUGCCAAAAACUUUGAAGUGGCCGACUUAUACGAACGAUUAGGAUCAGAUAACAGCUACAAAGAAUCCGUCAAGCGCGAAUUAGAAAAUGUUCAAAAUUCGAUCUUGCCAAUGCGGCUGCGAUUCAACGAGCUCCUCAAUACCAUGGCCGCAAUGGAGCAGAGAUCAGACGGCUCAUCUCAAGAGACUUUUACUCAAGUCCGUGCUAAGCUAGUGGAGUUCGUCGCUGAGGUGCAGAUGUUUUCGACAGAAUAUACCCGACUGCAGCCGCUAUUUGACGGUCUACAGCAGACUUCAAGAGACGAAAAGCUUGCUACUAAAUUCAUGCCCCUCGAGCGGCUUGCAUACUUGAGCGAGGCUACUCUGGCCGCCGCGGGAAAGCAGUCGAACCGCAACUCGCCGUCCGCAAACUAUACGACGAACACUACGAAAGAAGGCAAUUCAAAUGCUGGCACACCCUCCAGCAAUGUUCCAACACCAUCUGCAACGAAUAUUGUCCCGUCAAAAAAGUCGAGAAAGCCACGUCCCAAGAAAAAUUCGGGCCCGUCCCCAUCGUCUAUUCUGCCCCAGCCCCAGCAGCCGCAGAAUCAAGCUUCUUUCCAGGCAGUCCAACUACAACAACAACAACAACAACACCAACAACAACAACAACAACAACAACAACAACAACAACAACAACAACAACAACAACAACAACAACAACAACAACAACAACAACUACAACUGCAACAGCAACAGCAACAGCAACAGCAACAGCAACAGCAACAGCAACAGCAACAGCAACAGCUACAACAACAACAAAAACAAAAACAAAAACAACAGCAACAGCAACAGCAACAGCAAUUUACGCCUGCUACGAAUCCCUCUCAAAUUUUGUCGAGUAUGUCGCCCAUGAACAUGAUGAGCAGUCCGAUGAAUUUAAUAUCUCCAGCCAACGGCACAAACAUGCCCUUCCCUGCAGCAUCUAAAUCGCAGGGUCCCGCGCAGCGGCAUGCCCCAUCCGCUUCUCAGCAGUUCAAUCCGACUAGCAUUACGCCAGCCAAUAUUUUGAACAUGUCCAUAUCAGAGCAAUCAAAUUCGGGACACCCACAGUCAAACACUCAUCAACAACAGCAUUCGGGCCAGCAGGAUAACAUGCUUGAUCUUAACAACAUUGAUCUAACGAACCUGAACAUGGACUUCCUCCAGUGA